CAGUAAUUAAUUUUGAGAGAAUAUAUAACUUUAUGUAACUUAAUUUUGAAAAAUAAAAGCAAAAGAGUUCAUCUCGAAACGGAACGUAGUUGAGGGGGUCUUCAUGUUUUUGGGUACUGAUUACAUCAGUUUCCCCUUCCUUUUCCGUCCGACCCUCCUCCCUCCUUCGUCUAGUAAUCCAAUUGCUUCCAUUUUAGACUCUGCUCCACCUCCCCCCCCUUCUCCCAUCAAAUUAUAUUAUAUAUAUAAUAGAAGCGAGAAAGAGAGAGAGAGAGAGAGAGAGAGAGAGAGAAUCUAGAGAGAGAGAGAGAGAGUCAUGGAGGUGGUCGUACCCGUGCACGAGUUCCACUUGGAGAGCGAGACGACGAGCCCCUACGUGAGCGCGCCCUCGAGCCCACGCCUCUUCACGAGCCCCGCGCCCAACGACGACGACGACGACGACGACCACAACAACCCCUUCGACCUCCGAUUCCACUACUGCAGCGUCCCCUCCUCCCCCACCCGCGCCGCCGCCCUCUUCGCCCACUUCUCCGCCCAUGGCGGCGGCGGCGGCGGCGGCGGAGGGGAGGGCAUCGUCCCCCGCCCCUCCUCCUCCUCCUUUUCUACCGCGUCCAUGGUGCCCUUCGACUGGGAGGAGAAGCCCGGCACACCCAAGCCACGCUUCUCCUCGGCCGCCGGCGCCGGCGCCGACGACGACGACGACUUCGCGUUCGACUUCGAGCCCCGCGAGCCGCCGCCGGAGCUCGCCGCCGCCGACGAGCUCUUCGACCGCGGCCGCAUCCGCCCCCUGAAGCCCCCGCCGCGGCUCCAGCACCUCGCCGCGGCGGACGACCGGAGCAGCGCCGCCUCCUCGCCCCGAUCCCCGCGGAUCAGGGCCCUGCUGUCCCCGCGCCGCCGCCGCGGGGGCCGCGGGGGCCGCGGGAGCGGCGGGGAGGAGUUCGACCCCUUCGUCGCCGCCAUGGCCGAGGCCACCAAGGAGCGGGGGAGGGACCCCUCCUUCGCCCCUUCUAGAAGCCGGAGUCGGAAGGGGUCGCGAUCGCUCUCCCCUCUAAGAGUCGGAGUCGGAGUCGGAGUCGUCGACCGCACCAAUCCCUUCGGUAACCCCUUCGAACCAAACCCUAAUUCGAACCCCUCCCCCUCUCCUCCUCCUCCUCCUCUCCCUCUCCCCAACACAUCCUCCUCCUCUUCCUCCUCUUCCUCCUCCUCCUCCUCCUCCUCCUCCGCCACCACCACCAAAAAAGUAGGAAAGAGGUGGCGGCUAAGCGAUCUCCUCCUCUUCCGAAGCGCCUCCGAGGGUCGAAUCACCGGAAACAGAACCAAGGACCCCAUCUUCAAGCACUCGCCCAUGUCCCUCUUCACCUCCUCCACCGUAUCCCCAUCCCCAUCCCCCUCGAAAGUGUCGGGGGCGAGCCAUUCGAUCUCCAAGUCAACGAACGGCGACGGCGGGUCAACGAACGGGGGAGAGGAGGAGGAGAUGAAGCAGAAGAAGAGGGCGUCGUCGGCCGCUCCGGUUCAUUUCUUUAGCUGCUUCCGGUUCAACCCGGUCGUGAACCGGUUCGCUCGCGGGUUCAGCAACUCCGCCUACACGCGCGGCCACUCAGGUUAAUUAAUUUGGUUUUAAGGUUUUAAUAAUGCUCUACAGCUAUAAUAAAUAAUUUUAAAUUGUGUGUUUUCUUUUUUUCCAUCGUUUUUUUUUUUUCCCGACAUUUUGAUUUGGGGUAAUUUGUAAUUAUUUAUAAAGUAAAGGAUUUCAAAGACAGAUAAAGUCGUCUGUUUCUGAAUAGUAUGUCGGUGAUUAUUUUUUGAGUUUAUUCUCUGGUUUUGGAUUAA
Messenger RNA from Ananas comosus (pineapple), 1830 nucleotides. RefSeq lists its product as uncharacterized. Lineage: Eukaryota; Viridiplantae; Streptophyta; Magnoliopsida; Poales; Bromeliaceae. Bases 317 to 1606 code for a protein of 429 amino acids. The record is from RefSeq and is a predicted model, not a curated record. The transcript has a single exon.